Molecule: messenger RNA, 5145 nt
Organism: Lepidothrix coronata (blue-crowned manakin)
Lineage: Eukaryota; Metazoa; Chordata; Aves; Passeriformes; Pipridae
Exons: 21
Coding region: 91-3084 (997 amino acids)
Cellular component (GO): perinuclear region of cytoplasm
Source: RefSeq, a predicted model, not a curated record
GGAGGAUUCAGUUUCAAAAGGUGAAGAGAAGCUGGGAAUUAAGAAGGAGGAAGCAUUUUUUGCUGCAGGUCUGAGAAAGGGCAGACUGGCAUGGAGAAAGAGAAGUUCCAGCAGAAGGCUCUGAAGCAAACUAAGCAGAAGAAAUCCAAGUCGGCUGAAUUUCUGAUGGUAAAAGAAGAGAGAGCAGCAACAGAAGGCAUUGAAAAUCCAGCUUUUAACAUCAGCAGCACAGAUCUUUCAGCAUAUCAGCCUUCAGAAGAGAAAGUUAUUAGACAUGACAAGCCAGAUAGCACCCUUGCAGCUCACCAACAAAAACUCGGGCUGCAAGCCCAUGCUAAACCAAGAGGAAAUGAAUACAGCAGAAAUUACUUUGACCCGCUGAUGGAUGAGGAAAUAAACCCAAGGCGGUGUGGGAUGGAGGUCAGUGAAGAAGAUCCUGUAAAAUCUGAUGAACAAAUCCUGUACUCUAAACUGAUGAAGCUUCUAGAUGAAGAAAACAAGAUGCUGGACUUCCAAGCCCAUGUCGUCAGUGAAGAUUUUCCAGAAUCUGUGAUGCCUGUCAGCUCCAGUAAGGCAUGUGACCUUCACAGGGAGCUUGAAGAUGAAGAGAUUCCUUCGUAUAUUGAACAGUUUGAGAGAGAUGUUCAAGAUGACAUAAUUCUGCUUGGCAGCUUUUCACUGGAACAGCACCACAAGGAAGUUUCUCACCGCAAGAAACAAAAGUGGAGAGCCAGGAUUCAGGAACUGCUUCAAAGAUUGGGAAGUCAGCCGCUGAAAACAGAAGAGAAUGGAAGGGAAGAAGAAAUGAUAGCCAGCUUUGGUAACCUCGCAAGUGUGAAUACUGGAUUAAAUGGAGCAGCAGCAGGGCCUUGCGAGAAGGUUGACUACUCCAAGAAGCCUCAGUUAAUAGAAAUUCACUUCAAAUGCUUGAGGGGAGUCAAAGAUAAGGUCCCUAAAGGCCACUACACUCUCAAAGUUCGUGUUCUGAGCCGCUUAGGUGGUGGCUUGCUGGAGAGACCUGAACUGAAGGAGCAGCCUCAGGCCAGGACAACGCAGCCUGUUACUCAUGGUGGAAACUUCUACAACACUGAAAUCUACUUUGGACAAAGUAUCCAGACAGUUCUACCACAUAGAAAAGCUAUGAAGCCAGGAAUGGUACUCCUCUUUGAACUUUUCCUUCUUCGUGGCACCUAUACUUGGAUUGAUCAAGAAGUAGGAUGGGGAGCUUUUCCCUUAUGUGAUAACAAUUUUAAUGCUUUGGAGGGAAAAUUUAAAUGUCCCUUCCUGAGAGGCCAUUACGACCCUAAAGUUGACAGAUUCAAAAAAAUUGAAAACUUUAUUUGUCAAGACUUGGAUCAUUGGUUAUGCAAUCUCUACUUUCAGAUAACUAAACUGCCACAGGAUUCAGAUAAGCAAAGUAAGUGUGAUAUGCAUCUUCAUCUCCCCCCUGAACUUCACAUGUAUUCAAGUGUUGCUGAAAAGAAUGAUGUCUCAGAGAAGGUUGUACAGUCUGGACCACAAGGGCAACCUCUGACCUCCCCAAAAGAUCCUGACACCCAUAAGGGAAGUAUUCCCACUGUUGUAAAGGAAGUGGAAAAACAGUUUAAUGCAGCAAAAGGAGGAGAAGUGUGUGUGUCAGAAGAAGCUGGGAGGAAAAGAGAAGAGCUUAAAAUGCUUCCAGCAGAGGAUUACCAAGAUUGCCAUGGCAGUGCAGAUGAGAACUGUGACUUGUUUUGGCCAAAGGAAGUCCAAGGAGGACAUCACAAGAUCAACUGGAAUAAUCCACCUGACCAACAUCAUGAAGAAAGAUCAGGUCCUGAGAACAAUGGAAGCCAAGAAGAAGAGAAAACAUCUGUAGGGAGCAAUUUUUACUUGGAAGAGUUAGAGAAGUAUACUUUUUCUGUGUGCUGCCAUUCUGCUGCUGAAGUGAAACUGUACCGGCAGGUUGUGGAGCAUUUCCAUUUUGUGGCAUACACAGUCUUUUCAGAGCUGGGACCCACACACUGGCGCUCCAGGGACUUCUGGCUGCUCGCACUGCUAGUAGUUUUGCUUUGGUUCGUGAGACUUUACCUGCAUUAUUUGAGCCAAUGGCUCUUCCUUCAGACCAUCUCAGUACCUGUUACAAAAUUCCAGCUCUUUCCUCACACUGUUGAACUGUGUUACCAGAACUCAUUGCUGCACACCAGUGAAGAGUUGGUCAUGGUUGUGGUGGGACCCCUAACCUUGAAUGCAGGGCUGCUUCUUAUGGUCCUGAUCAGAUGGGGCUGUCAGCAGCUGUUUGACUCAUUCCCUUCCUUCUUGUCAAAGUUUAUCAUAGCUAUGGGAUUAUGGACAGUGCUAGACCCCUUGGCAGUGUUAGUAGUGGAUUCAUUCCUGGGGCGAUUUGGGAACAGUGUAGACAAACCAAUUGCUGAUGCUGCAAAACUCUCCUGGGUCUUUCUGAGAGCUGAGGAGUCAGGGGUUCCUGGUGCUUUAAUCACUGUGAUGCUUUAUACAGUCCUGUUCAUGAUCUCGUCGACAGUAUUGUACCUGUAUUUUUUAAGGCUACAUAGCGAAGGUUGGCUGUUGGAUGUAUUUCAACGUAUUCAUGGUGAGGAAGGCACGUUCUUUAUUCCACUGGACUUAGAGAUUUCCAGUCAGGAGCUGAGCUACAUUAUGAAGAGGGCUGAGCAGUGGAGAGGAGUCAACGGUGAAAGACGGAUGGUGGCAGUGUCUGAUUACAUCUGGAAGGACCACGCCAGCCAGCCUGGUGUCUCCAGCUGUGACCUCCAGCACCAGGAUGAAAUCCCUGACUCUGCAGCCAGCUUGAAAGGUAGCACCACUGUUCAAGUCUCUGUGUAUACCGUUCACCUCAGCGGCCUCCGGGAGCUCUACAGGCACUUCCUCCGGCUACCUGAUGGGGCUAUCAUUGAGGCGUUUGGUGAUAUUAGUGAAGAAAGUCUUUUGUGUAAUGAAAUGAACACAGCCCAGGAACCCAUAAGUAAAAUGGAUAAUGUGCUGUGUACAUCUACACGCAUCAAGCUGAGGGAGAAGAAAAAGAGUACAGCAAGGUGGGAAGGUAUUAUGAUCAGUUUCUGUACCUAGCUGAAGAACACUACUGACACCUAAGCAUAAAAUGAUGGGAGAGAUAGAAGAAAACAAAUCAUUUGAAAAUACGGUUUCUCUUGGGAAGACUAGGGUGCAAUCAGUUAGAGCUGAAAUUUCACAGCUGUGUUUUCCAGUGUGUCUUCAUCCUUGGGUAGUUUCAUUGACUGUGUCCUGUUAGUUUUCCAAUGCCCUCUAAGGAGUGAAGUUCAGUUAAAAGCACCUUGUGUUACUUUUAAAUCCACAGUAAUGUUGUCUGCUAACAGAGAAACCUUGGAAAGUUCACUUGAGCACACAAGACAAAUUCUUUUUAGGGAAAACUGAUCAAUUUAUUUUAUGGGUUCUUGCUCCAAUAUCUCUCUUGUUGGGGGAGGGAGGUCAUACUCUGUCAUUGGUAUAUUUAUAUAAUGUCUAUCUCUGCAUCCUUUUUUCUAAUCUUCAGGAAAUCAAAUUGUCUCUGACAAGAGCUAGUUCCUGCAGUCAUGCAUAUUCCAUGAAGUUGUUUCCAUCCUGAUCCACAUACAUGGUAUGGUUACUGUCUGAUAGGAUUUAUGUUUCUGACAACCACAUCUCUGUGUGUAAAGUGUUGUCCCACAAAUGCUCCAUUUGUAGCCCUUCUGUGGCUUCGACAAGCUUUGCAGUGUGGUGAGCUCAUGGGAUCAGAUCACAGAUCAUGCAAACAUUAUUAUUUCAUAUGAUUUUUUUUCCUUCCAAACUGUGGGGCACUCCCAAAUUUCUCAGGUUUGCUUGUUCCUGCUUUUUCAAGUUUGCUUGUACCUGCUAGCUGUGGUGGGGAAAAUGUUUCUUAUUUGUCUUUCAAGUUUCAUGACUAAAACAUUGACAGCAUUUUCAGUAAUUAUUCAAAGCACAACACGAUUGUAAUUACAAGACUGCAAAAAUGCCCAGAAAAGGAACAAUGAUGGCUUCAUCUUCCAGUUCUGUAACCAAGUCCCAACAGGCUGCAAAAUUUACAAGAUCCCAGAGACCAUUUUUCUGAGGUCUUCAGGAUGGCCAUACCUGCUUCCCCGGGAGCUACAGAAGCUUAAAGCAACCUGGAGGUUAUCCUCAUGCUUUCUUAGUAGUAUUAAAGUUUUGCUCAUUGGUUUGAACCAGUUAGUGCCUAUUCUAUUUAGCUCCAUACAAAUGCAUCAGAAAUUAAGUCAUGCCACAAAGGCAAGAACUAUGAGAGACAACAGAAGGAGAAGAUGGGAAGGGGAACACAGGCAAGAAAGGUGAAAUCGUUUGUGCAAGGCCACCAAAAUCAGAGGCAUGUGUAGAAAUAUAGGGCUGACUGCCAGUGCCCUGACUCUUGGUCUUCCCCGUGGUAGGAUCCUUUUUGUCCUGAAAAUACAGUUGGAAAAGGGAAGAGUCUCACCUUACUGCUAUUUUGAAUCAUUUCUGUAGAAUGCUGUAAUCUAUUAAUUUAGUAAUCAGUGACAUUUUUCUAGCACGUAUGAUUUUCUGGUGUCCCUUUGUUCACUCUGGUAAGGGAAAAAUUUUUCAGAUCCACUUACCUUUGCAAGAUCUUACCCAAUAUAUUGAGCAUUGUUGAUUAAUUUUGUUACUUAAAUCUAUGAUUCUCAUCCACCUGAAUAAUCAGGAAAUUACAUUAGGUAGUAACCUGAACAAUCAGGGAAUUACGUUAGGUAGUAACGUGAAUGUUUAAAUGUCACUCCUGAGAACAGUUUUUCUUUGGGUUUGCAAGAUAACAAUCUGGUUUCCAUUUUUUUUUUCUGGUUUAUUUUUUUUUCUCCUGAUUUAUUUGUGUGCAUGUGCAUAUGUGUGUGGUUAUUUUAUGAGUUACACCCAAACAGAAAUGGUGUUUAAAUCUUCUGAAUAUUUACAAGAACUGAUGCUAUUUGUGUGGCUUCUAUUGCAUCAGAUAUUACUUGGAUGACUUCUCUCUGUCAUAACAGGAAUAAAAUUGCCUUUUUAAUGUUUGCUUUGCCUGUUGACCCUUUAAACUGCUGUACAUAACUUUGAAAAAGAAACUAACUGAAAAGAAAUCAUUCAGUCUCAGAAUUUUUCUGUGGAUUUUUUCUACCUGAGCAGCGUUGCUCU